Messenger RNA from Theileria annulata, 549 nucleotides. RefSeq names its product 60S ribosome subunit biogenesis protein (Nip7 homologue), putative. Bases 1 to 549 code for a protein of 182 amino acids. Gene Ontology annotation, cellular component: nucleus. Lineage: Eukaryota; Apicomplexa; Aconoidasida; Piroplasmida; Theileriidae. Gene Ontology annotation, biological process: ribosome assembly. Gene Ontology annotation, molecular function: RNA binding. The record is from RefSeq and is a predicted model, not a curated record. The transcript has 5 exons.
AUGAGACCUUUAAGUGAAGAUGAAGUUCAGAUUGUUUUAAAGAAACUCGCUUCAUAUAUUGGAGAUAAAGUACUUCAAAUGGUCGAAAAUAACAAAUCUGGACAACAUUACUUCCGUUUACAUAAUGAAAGAGUUUAUUACAUAAGGUUACAAUGGAAUAUAUACUUUCUUUAUGAAAAUAUACUUAAAUAUGUCGGAUCCAUAAGUAGUAAAAAAUUGAUAUCGGCUGGAGUUUGUUUGGGAAAGUUUACCAAAUCGAAACAGUUCAGAUUACAUAUUACAGCACUGGAAUACCUUUCAUAUUACUCAAAGAAUAAAGUUUGGUUAAAAAUGGAUCAACCUUUUUUAUAUGGUGGAAAUGUACUCAAGAAACAUGUGGAUCAAAUUAGUGAAGGAAUUGAACAGAAUGCAGGAGUUGUUGUUAUGUCAAAAAAUAUACCUCUUGGGUUUGGAAUAACCUCAAAAUCCACCGAGAAUCUUAGAAACUCACUCCCAGACGAUAUCGCAGUAAUUAAUCAGGUAAUCAAUAUAUCUAAAAAAUUAUGUUAG